Molecule: messenger RNA, 968 nt
Organism: Annulohypoxylon truncatum
Lineage: Eukaryota; Fungi; Ascomycota; Sordariomycetes; Xylariales; Hypoxylaceae
Product: succinate dehydrogenase cytochrome b560 subunit
Exons: 3
Coding region: 206-775 (189 amino acids)
Biological process (GO): tricarboxylic acid cycle; mitochondrial electron transport, succinate to ubiquinone
Cellular component (GO): membrane
Molecular function (GO): electron transfer activity; succinate dehydrogenase activity
Source: RefSeq, a predicted model, not a curated record
CUUUAACCGACUCUAACGUUCAAUGAACGCAUCACCGUCUACGCUUCUUUCGAACUCGAGUCCGCUUGCGAGUACCUCCUACAAUUGAAUUGUCUCGACGAUAUUGGCAUCGUCGUCGUCCGUCGUCUCCGACUGGUCGAGAGUUCAAAUCGAUCUCCAGGAUCACUGGACGGAUUAAAGGGAAUUUUGAUCGCAUCUCGACACGAUGAUCGCGCAGAGAGUUGGUGUUCGGGCACUGCGGCAAGCCGCCGCCAAGCCCAAUGCGCUCUUCCUCUCCCAGAACCUCCCGCGACUUGCUCUGGGUAUGAAUACCGCAACCUCGCAGACUAGAGGCGCAUCAACGCAAAAGCUCACCGAAACCGACGCCCAAUCCCUCCUCGCCUCGCAACGCAAGCAACGCCCCGUCUCGCCGCACCUGACGGCGUACGACUACAGCCAGACGUGGUUCGGCGCCUCGAUCUGGACGCGAAUUACAGGGCAAGCGCUGUCGACCUCGCUGUACGCCUUCUCGAUCGCGUACCUCGUAGCGCCUCUGACGGGCUGGCACAUCGAGUCCGCGACGCUCGCCGAGGCCGCCGCCACCCUACCGCCCGUCCUGAAGACCGGGUUAAAGGCCGCCAUCGCCUGGCCCUUCUUCUUCCACUUCAGCAACGGCAUCCGCCAUCUCGUCUGGGACACUGCGAGGGGGUUCCAGAAGCCCGUCAUCAAUCAGACUAGUUAUCUCGUUUUGGGGACCAGCGUUGCCGCGACUCUUGGCGCCGUAUUCCUGCUGUGAUUUGGUUAGGAGGAGAGGAAGAGAGGGGGACAGGGCCUUGGAAGUAUGAUAGGAUGGGCAGAUGAGUGGAUUAGCUCUAGUACAGGGCCUAGUUUACCUCCGAAUCAUGGGAAUUAGGUUCUCCUUGUAGAUUACGAAAGAAGCAGUAAAUGAAUCAAUUUACAAUCAAAUUUGGUUAAGACACAUGCACAAA